Molecule: messenger RNA, 697 nt
Organism: Drosophila grimshawi
Lineage: Eukaryota; Metazoa; Arthropoda; Insecta; Diptera; Drosophilidae
Exons: 4
Coding region: 62-670 (202 amino acids)
Source: RefSeq, a predicted model, not a curated record
CAACUUGCCAUAAAUAUUUGAAAAUUUCAAAAUCAAUAAAUUCUAUGCUGCAAAAUCUGGGAUGCAUUACGGAAAGUUUAAAUUAUCGAACAGAAUUCAAUUGUUUCUGAAAUUACUGCCGGACUGCCAUUUAUAUUGUUAUAACCGUUACUCAUCAAAAAUGUUCAAUCACGCGAUCAAAGUCAAUCCCAUCAAUGAGUAUAAUCAUCAAAAUGUUGUUGCAAAAACGGGAACUGAAGUCGUAGAUAAGAACAGUAUCUUGGCAGAGAAAUUGAGGGAUUGUAAAACUCAAAUGACAAACUGUAUGGAUCCAAUUAAGAAAUAUGAAUACUUAUCCAACAUGCGGGAUAACAAUAUCGAGUUGUAUUAUCAUUACGCCUGCAAUAAUACGGUUGAGGUAUUUUCAGUCUUCCAUGCAGUCGAUUUAAUCAUUGACAAUUUUUAUCUAAUGGGCCAAGUUAUUUUUAAUCAGAUCAUCAAAAAAUUGGAAAUUUCCAGUGAUGUAGACCAUCUACGUAACCGUGUCAAUGACCACAAGGAACCAGAAUUUCAAAUUGCUGCUGAAUGCGCUUCAAAUUCCAAAAAUAUCAAAAUAAUUCCGCUCUUAAAAGAUGUGUCACCAAUACCAAACAGCAAAUAUCAUUAUAUGAUAUAUCUUCAAACGAAAUAAACAAAAAUAAUUAUCUUCAUAUACAUA